This is a messenger RNA of Dermacentor silvarum, 16885 nucleotides long. RefSeq names its product chondroitin sulfate proteoglycan 4-like. The record is from RefSeq and is a predicted model, not a curated record. NCBI's taxonomy places the organism in Eukaryota, Metazoa, Arthropoda, Arachnida, Ixodida, Ixodidae.
AGUAGUAGGAGUGUGUGUGUGCGUGUGCGUGUGCUGGGGAGUCGGCGGCAGGGUCGAUGCGGUGGAGACGGCGAUGUGCGGCCAGCGUAGCCGGCGGUCCUCCGCCUACGAGUAGUAGCGGAUAGAACGUGUGUGCCGGCCGGGGUGCCCCGUCGCAGUCAUGGGGCGCGAACCCCGGUCGUCGUCGGCGACGGCGCGGCGGCCGCCGCCGGACCCGUGGAUCCCGUCUCUGCUCUGGUGCCGGCUGCUAGCGAUCGUGCUCUUCUUGUUCGGGCCACCGGCGCCAGCAUCGGCCAGGGAGGCAUCAUUUCUGGGCGACGGCUUCGUGUCGCUAGAGCUGGAGGAUGCUCGCGAGAGCACCGACCUGAGUCUACGCUUCCGCACGGCGAGGCCCGACGGGCUGCUGCUGCUCGCCGCUGGGCCCGACGACUACUGCCUGCUCCAGCUGGCCGGGGGUCGGCUGCGGCUGCGGCUCGAGCUGGGCGCCGGGGAGCCCGCGCUGCUCGAGAGCCCCGCGGGCGUGCGGCUGGACGACGGCGCUUGGCACUCGCUGCAACUGCGCCGGAGGGGCGCGCUGGCGCUGCUCCUCCUGGACGGCGUGCACGAGGCACGUGCCCAGCUGCCGUCGCGGUUCAUCCAGCUGGAUAUCAAGUGGGGGCUGUUCGCCGGUGGCCUGGGAGACUUCCAGGACCUCUUCCUCGGACACCUGCAGUCAUUCCGAGGGUGCAUGGCUGACGUGGUGUUCAACGAGGUCGAGUUGUUCGAUUCCGCGGCCGCGUCGUCGGUCGGCGUCGUGUGGGGCGAAUGCAGUGAGGAGUUCUCCGCGAGCCGCGACCAGCCCUUCAGCCUGGUGGAAGCGGACGCCUACCUGGCACUGCCCAAGAUGAACGCGCGAACGGGCGUCCUAGCCAUGGAGGUGCGCACGCAAGCGCCGUUCGCGCUGGUCGCCUACUGCGCCGGGCCGCCUUCCAAGGACGACUUCGUGGCUCUCGAAGUGAUCGACGGACAUCCCAUGGCGUCGCUCAACCAAGGAAACGGGGUGGUGACGCUUCGCAGUGAAGCAUCCGUCAACGAUGGCCGUUGGCACCGACUCGGUCUCCAGUUCGGCUCAUCCCACGUCGAGCUCAGCGUCGACGGCAACGUCGAAUCUCUGCGGACGGGCCUGGGCCGCAACCAGUUCUUUGAUCUGUCGGGUCCGCUCUUCCUGGGUGGCCUCGACGUGUCCGCGCAGUCUCGCGCCGUACUGCAGCAUGGCCUGCAAUCGGAGACCUCGCUUCGUGGCUGCCUGCGACACACGCGCGUCAACGACGUGCCCACCGGCCUCCCCGACGCCCUCGUCACCAGAGGUCUCAAGCCCGACUGUGUCUGGGAGUUUCCGUGCCUUCAGGACCCGUGCGAGCCGGGUGCCCGCUGCGUCCACGAGGGCACCGACGGAUUCAAGUGCCUCUGCGACACCGCCGCCGCCUCCUCCAACGGUGCAGUCAGCGGUGGUCGCGUCGACUGUGUUAGGACUAACUUCACCGGUCCCUACAAGGUGUACGCGUCGUCGCUCGACCAGCUGCUCGCGUUGUCGCCACUACGUGUGGCUGAAGGCGGCAGCGACCUGGUCACCACCGAGCACAUCCGUCUGCUGGUCGACCACCGUGACCUGGGUGUCAGCGACACCGGCGUGCUCUUCCACGUGAUGGACGCGCCCAAGCACGGCGCCCUUGAGAUCGAAGUGUGGCACCGUGGCACUCCCGACAAUGUGUUCACGCUGGCCGACCUGUCGACGCACAAGGUCCGCUACACGCACGACGGCUCCGAGAACCACAGAGACUCGGCCGUCUUCGAGCUCGAGUUCCGCUCGCGCACGUUCGACCUGCCUGCCGCGCUCAAGGAGCGCAAGCGGUUCGUGCUCCACGUGCUCGUGUCGCCGGUCAACGACGCUCCCAGGGUCAAGGUGUCCCCGGGCAAGCAGCUACGGCUCGCCAAAGGCACGCGCAAGGUGCUCUCUCCGGACCUGCUGCACGCGGAAGACGAGGACACGCAACCGUCACAGCUGGUCUACACGGUGCUUAGCCUCGGGGACGGCGACAAGGACGGCUUCAUGGAGCACGCCGACAGGCCCGGCGAACCGCUCAGGACCUUCACACAGGAGGACAUUGACCGGCGCCUGGUGAGCUUCGUUCACCGGGGUCGCGAGGCGGAGUCGCACGUGGCGCUCGGGGUGUCGGACAAGGGUGGUGGCGGCGGGUCGCCCGGCUCGGACAGCACGCAGACUGUGGUGUUGCGCGUAGUCACCUUCGAGCUGAGUCUGGCCCUGGUCAACAACACGGGCCUGAUGGUGGCCCGCGGAGGGUGGGCGACCAUCAGCUCCGCCAACCUGUCCGCCGUGACCAACGCCCCCGACCAGAACCUCGAGAUACGCUACGAGGUGACAAGGCCGCCUCGUCGCGGUACCCUGGAGCGACUCAAGAGUACCGGCCGAUGGUCUCCCGUGGGACACUUCAGCCAGCGACACAUCGUGCGCGGCAAGGUCCGGUAUGUGGAUAAGCUCAAGGAGGACCCUCAACCGACGCCGCCGAUUCAGCCGGAGCCGUCCAAAGGCGACAAGGCGGUGAGCGUGCCCGAUGACGACUCUGCGGCCUCCGACAGCUUCCAGUUCUUCAUCUCGUGUGCCAGCGCUCGGGCGGGACCCUACGAGUUUCGGUUGUCGUUCGAGAGCGUCCAGGCGGUGCACAACGAGCAGCUGACCCUGGAGGGCGUGCUCGAGGGCGUCGUAAGCGCCGCACACCUCACGUACGCCUCGUGGCCCAAGCCGUCGGCCGCCGAUGCUGUGGUCUACACGCUCGAGCAGCCGCCUCAGGCUGGUAACCUGCUGCUCACGGCUCUGCCGCAUGGUGGCGCGGCUCCAGCGGUGCUUGCGACAGGCAGUCGCUUCACACAGCUGCAGAUCGACCAGGGACUGCUUCGGUACCAGCUGAAACGGCGUGCCUUGACCCGAGUGUCGGACGUGUUCCGGUUCCGGGUGUCCACGGACGGCGGGGCUCAGGCGCGCGACCAGGAGUUCCGCGUGUGCCACAUGCCCAAGGACGCCGUGCUCGUCAGCGAGGAGCUGACCGUCGCCGAAGGGGGUCAGACGGCGCUCGGAGGGCUGCGACCGCUGCUGCAGGGGCGCCGGGCGCGCUUCAACGUCACGCGCCCGCCCAGCCAUGGCGAGUUGCGCCUUCUGGACGUGACCAGAGAGCGCGUCGAGCAGCGCGCCGUGCUCAACUUCACCUCAGAGCAGAUGGAGGCCGGCCGUCUGGUGUACCGGCACGACGACUCCGAGAACAGCCGCGACGAGUUCGACUUCGUGGCCUAUGAGCAGGGAGAACGACUGCUAUACGGCACGUUCAGGAUCUCGGUGACGAUGCGCAAUGACAACCCGCCGGUGCGCGUGGUCGACCGGGUGUUCCAGGUGGUGGCCGACUCUGAGCGGCCACUCACCUCGCAGGACCUGCGCUACGAGGAUGCCGACUCGCCUCCGUCACAGAUUCAGUACACGCGCCGGGACAUCCCAAACGGAGCCCUGUUUCACGCCGACAACAUGGCGAGCCAGGUGUACCGCUUCACGCAGGCCGACCUGGACAGCGGAAAGAUAAUUUUCCGGCACAGUGGCGCACCGUCAGCCCGGGCCGUACUUUGGGUGACAGACGGACAGUACUACGCAUCCGGGGUGCUCGAGAUACGCGCCUCCAAGCCGUUUGUUAGGGUGGCAGUCAACACGGGACUAGUAGUGCGGCGUGGCGAUGCGGCGCCCCUGAGUUCGGCCAACCUGUCAGCAGAGACGAACCUGCGAGCAGGAGCGGGAGCCAUCACCUACAAGGUCACCUCGCACCCUCGUCGCGGCCUACUCAUGGUUGGAGGCGCCGAGGCCCGGCAGUUUGGCCAGACUGACCUCGAUGCUCAGGCCGUAGAGUACGAGAGCGUGGACGGCGGUCAGGACUCGGCGCCAGCUGCAGCUUAUCAGGACUCGUUCGGGUUCGUGGCCUUCCUCGGAGACACCACGUCGGCGCCGGCCAACUUUCGGCUCACAGUGUACCCGGACAGCUUCUGGGAGCCCCUGGAGGUGUUGCGCAAUGCAACGUUGUUCGUCGACCAUGGUGACACUGCAGUCUUGAACUCGUCGACCCUGCUUGUCAGGCACCAGGCAAUGGAGCCAGCGAACAUCACAUUCAACGUCGUCCAGACACCGCUCUCCGGGCGGCUCCUGUUGGGCGAACAUGCCGCCAGUUCGUUCACGCAGGCUGACGUGAACGCGGGGAUCGUGCGGUACCAGCACACCGGAAAUGGAAGCGAAGACAGCGUGGUACUGGAGGUGUCCAACGGCAUCGCGUCCCACGAUCGACUGGAUCUUUCCGUUCGCGUGGUGCCUCAGGUCAUCCUACUCGAGACGGGCAACGUGAGCGUGCAAGAAGGCGGCCAAGCUAUUUUGGACUCAUCGCACAUCAGCGCCGGACCCCUACGUGAACUUUUUCCGCAACUUCUGGUCGUCGAACCCCCGCAGCACGGCCGCCUUUCAUCGACGGCCUUCUCUCCGGAGCAACUGGACGCCGGGGAGCUCAAGUACCAGCACGAUGGCAGUGAGACACUCAGGGACUGGUUCACUGUGGUGGCCCGAGGCGCGGGUCGGGAGAGCUUGCCCGGCACGGUGCACGUGUCUAUACAACCUGUCAACGAUGAGGCCCCGUACAUCGCCAACAAUACUGGCCUGGACCUGUGGGAAGGCGCCGUGGCACCCAUCUCUGCCACACACCUGGCGGCGCUCGACGAUGACUCGGAAGCGUCCCAGCUGCGGUUCCACAUCUCCACACCCAGCAACGGAUACGUAGCCCUAAAAAACGACACGAAGACCCCGCUGCUGUCGUUCACCCAGGACCAGCUCAACCGCGGACUGGUCGUCUUCGUGCACACCGGUUCACCGGCUGGAGGUUUCAAGUUUCAAGUGACAGACGGCCUCAAUCAAGGUUCACCGCACGUGUUCACGGUAAACGCACGGUCGCUGAAGAUUCGCUUGGAGCACAAUAAGACGCUCAGUGUUCUUCCGGGAAGCCAGCAGUCGAUCACUCGCGACCACCUCCUAGCCCGUACCGGAGAUCACACCCGCGACGUAUCUUUCGUCGUCGUUCGCACACCGCGCCUCGGCAGACUCUUACGUGAGAACCCCAGCGACGGAACCCUGGCCCAGCUCAGUCGAUUCACGCAGGCGGAUAUCGACAACUACUUGGUUCUGUACGAACACAGGUCUCCUAUGUCCGCGCCGGUGGAAUACGACUCUUUUGUUGUCGACUUGGAGACACCCAAUGCGGUGCCCGUUAAGAACAUCUUAUUUGCCAUUCGCAUUGCAUUGGAUGACUCGUUGGCCUCUGUUCUCGGUCAACUGCGAGUGUCCGAAGGAGGAAGGGUACCCCUGUCUUCAGCGUUGGACGUGGGAGCAUUAGAGGCUCUCUGGCGGGGCAAGCCGGACGUUCCUCCUAGGCUUCGUGUUUGUCUGCUGUCGCAGCCGCUGCGUGGUUGGCUAGAGGUUGACCAUAAAAAUGCCAGCGUACCAGUUUGCAUAUCAGCGCACAGCUUAGAUCGCGUAGUCUAUGUACAUGACGACUCUGAGACCUUAGACGAUUCCUUUGGAGUUGGGCUGUUUUUGACAGCGUCCGAAGGAGAUCACGGUGAUAUGGCAUUGCACAACAGUACGCUGAAAGUAGCGGUAGAACCGAUUAAUGACAAGCCUUUCAGUUUAGAGACACCGUCUCCCGUGAUCCGCGUAACUAGAGGGUACAGGACGGCUGUCACUCGGGAGACUCUCAAGACCACCGACGAUGACGGGGCUCCUUCUCAAAUUGUGUACAAGGUCGUCAGACAAGACGAAACUCAGGCUGCAACACUUAUCCUGGGGGAUUCGGACACCCCGAUAAAAAAUUUUACGCAGCAGGAUGUGGAUGAGGGAAGAGUGUACAUAGUCCACAACGGAUCGCCGAAAUCACCAUUAACCUUUAAUUUCAUCGUCAGCGAUGGCGUUCACCCGACGAAGCCCUUCAUUCUCACAGUGAACGUAGAGCCGGUGGUGGUCCGCGUUGCGAAUGCCACCAACCUCGUCUUACAACAAGGUGACCUCAGGGCAGUGUUAACUCCGGCGGUAUUUGGGGCCUGGACUAACGCCGACAGGGACGACCUGGUUUACAACGUCACAUCAGCGCCGCAUCUAGGACACUUGGUGUUUCCUGACGGAGCCUCGGUGGACGAUUUCACGCAAGGCGACCUCGAGCAAGGCCUCGUCAUCUACGAGCAGCUUGACCUAAGUGACUCCACAGAUUCGUUUUCGAUCGAGGUGCGCUGCGGGCCCAGCGCAGCCGUGCUUCGGAAAGUGGAAGUCAACGUGGAGGCCCUCGUCAGGCAACGACCUCUGCAAGCCAUGGCGGGCCGUUCAGUCUUGAUUACCGUGGAUCACUUAGACGCUUCUAAACUGGCGGCGCGAUCAAAUGGAAACCCCCGGUACAGCGUCACCCGGCAGCCCGUCCACGGCCUUCUGCUUCUGUCCAACGGCACUUCGCAGACGGCCGUUCUGCACUUCACUCACGAGGACGUGUUGAACGAGACCGUCUUUUACCGAGCUCACCGGAGGGACCCCGCAUCGGACGUUUCGGGUAUCAUCAAGGACCACUUCGACUUCGAACUGACGGCUCCGGGAGUCCAACCCGGCAGCAGCCGCUUCCACGUGCAUGUCCAGGUGGGCCACAGUUCUCCUGGUUUAGCGGCGACACCGCCUCAGUCGCCCACGGCCGUCGCCACGCCGUCGUCCCCCGCGGACAACACGAGCGGAACGACGACGGACGAUCGACCACCGGGCGUCGUCGAGACCGGUUCGCGGGCUCCGCUCCUGACUAACGAGCAUCUCGUGGUGAUUGGCGUGGCUGCCGGCGUACUGCUUCUGCUCACCGUCAUCGCUGUGGCUGGGGUCGCGUGCGGAGCGUGCCGCUCCCGGCGCGGAGGCAGCGACAAGUCCGGAGGCAGCGCGCAGUCGUCGUCGCGUGGCGGCAGCGGUCAUCCGCGAGAGGCCUUUCCCGAAGAACUGCCCGCGCCGCCAGCCCCGCCGCCCACGUCUCCGUCGAGCAGCAGCAGCGAGCCGGCGCCCACGGUGGUGGCGGCGGCGGCCGGCCCGGAUUUGGACUGCCUGCCUCCGCCGCCGUACGCGGGCGGGACAGGCGGCGGCGCGCCUGGGACAGAAGUCAGCACCGCGGUGCCCACGUGCAAGGUGACGCCCCUGGGACACGCCGAGGCGGCCAAGACGCCUUCGGAAGGGGGCGCCAGCGAGAGCGAUGACUGGAACGGUGACGUGCGCUUCUCAGCACCCACGACAGUGCUCAGGAAGAACCAGUACUGGGUAUAGUCGGGAAAGGGUGGUGUGAGCGCCGUCGCUUCCAACAGAGGCCUUUUUAACUUCACUCAUCGACUCAUUCGCGUGCGUGCGUGCGUGCGUGCGUGUGUGCGUGCGUGCGUGCGUGCGUGCGAGUGUGUGCGCGUGUGUGCAUGUCCCCAGUGUCCGUGCACGCUGUUUUAGUGGUGUUUUUACCAGACGACACAUACUCUGUACGGGCACUCGUGGUUCCUUCACCUCUACAAGUGCAGUUUAUUGUUUUCUUUUUUACUCGACCGAUGGGCCGUCCUGCUUGUCAGCAGUGGUACGUCGCGGGUGCGAAGCGCUUCGCGGCUGGUGUGCGUGGCACGUUACACAUCCUCAAAGACAGCUGCAAGCGACAGCCACCUGAACGGGUGACACGCCUGAAGUUCUGACUUGUCACUGCCUUAUAAAAAAGUGCAAGGCAAACUUUGUUACGGUGACGGUACGCGGUUAAGUGAAGUGACGACGUAGUUGUUUGUUUACAAUUUCCGUAAUUGGUCAGCGCUUGGUGGAAGGAAUGUUUUUAUACGUAUCUCCGUCAUUGCUCAACAAUAAGCUUGAAGUCACUGGAGCCCUUUCGACGACGUCCCGUUAGGAGAGUACAACUGUCAGGCUCUCUGGCGUGUGUGAGCACGUAAAAAAUCGACAAAGGCCGUCUUAACGACGCCCUGCACAACAUUGGCCUCAACAGAAUGGGGUAAAUCACAGCAACACCCUGUGAAGUUGUUAUCGCCACUGCAGUAGCGACAGAGGUAGGAAUUCUUCAAAUGAUAAAGCACGCAGGAAUCGAUAGCUUCUAGCCAUCUACGCUGAAAGGUAUGACAUAUCUCCAACGUCUAUAAUGUCAGCAACGCAGGUAGGCAUAGUUACGAAUCACGCUAGUUUUGUUGUCUUCGGCAAUGCGAAUUUUACAGGUGUCCUCCAGUGACUUCAGUAUAGCCCGUCUUUCUAUAGUCACCAUCAUCUCGCGCUAUUCAUGAAGCACGGACGAUCAUACUGAGCCGAUGCGACGGUGAUCUUUUCUCUGUCAGGUAUUGCCGUGUUCAUCUACUAUUGCCACCUCGUCAAUGUUAUCCCUGUAAUCUCAAGUCUUCCUCCGCGUACACAGUCGGUGCCCUUCGAACGGUGAGGUUUCCGUUAUUUCUUUUUUCCACCCCACGACUCGAAAAAAAAAAAAAAUUUGCUCACUGAAUUUACUAGUAGGUUUUACCGACAAAUUAUUUCAGUGACUCGCUGUGUAGUUAACUCCUCGUAACUGGAGGGAAUUUCCACGCAUCCUUAAUUCCUUGAGUUUCGCGAGAUUCAAAUAUAGCCGCAUCUGGAAGUAGCUGAACCACUUGCCUUCGUUCUUCACAUUCUUUGUACUCACUAUGCUCGGCCACAGACGAAACCUCGCUGUUCGAAAAGCCGCGUGCUAUAACCCGCAGAAAAACUGCCUUCUAUGUCGUCGUCGUACACAGAAGCACUAUUUUGUUACGAACACUCACUGAAGAGUUUACUACGUGCUCCAGCGCUGCCUAACUCAUGAACGCACGCGUGUGAUGCCAGAAUUUUUGCAUGCGUAAUACCGGAUAUAUAUGCACCGGCGACUAGUUAAUUUUUCAUUCGCUGGAGUCGCCUCUGGUAUGCUUCGUUUUUUUUAUACCCUUGUCACUUCCUCUAGUAAACACGCUAGAGCCAGGGACGUGGCUACGGUCAAAAUGCAAACCAUGAAGGCAAAUAAGGGAACAUGUUUUGUGGCAUUCUAGUUAAAAGGUAAAGGCGACGCGAGUGGAUAUGCUCGCACGUGCACACUGAGCAAAUAAGUGUUGGCGACAUAUGCCCACCCCUUUGUGCAGUCGCCUUACAGAGCGAUGUUUUGUAUUUACGUAUUUCUGCAGCGGCGUAGAAACCAAGUUUUGGGAGAGGUUGAUAGUGGCGGGUCUUUACAAGCACGUCACGAAGGCGGGCGCCUUGAAACGUUCAAAACAAAGCCGCGGAAAACAGAACAAUUUCGCGCCACACCAUUGUGGAUGACUGAACACGACACGUUUUCCAAAAGUAUUUAUACACCUGUCCUCUGUUAUAACAGAGCAAGCAAACUCAAGUCUAAAAAAUCCCCGUAUAUACUAAUGGUGGACAAGGUGUACAUUGUCUUCGCGGAUCAAAUGAAUACGCAAAAGUAAUAUAGCAAAGGAAUACGCGAGUUAAGGUGAAAAGGGCUUGUUAUGCAACGUCGGGUUACAGUAUCGGUGGAACCGCAAUUUUUUGUUACCUCAUUAUACUGAUGCGGGAGAUCACUAUGUGACUGCAGUACUAUUUCCCUCGCACCUGUACAAUCAUUUCUUUCAUGCGACCUGGUUUCGGGCUACUGGGAGGGACAAACACAUCGAAUACCUUCGCGGGAUUUGCAAAAGCCGGUUUCCAUGGUCAGUCAUAAUAACAAUACUUAAGAGCCGUUUACCCAGCAUAGGAGUGUUGGGUACAAGAUGCAUGAAAUAUGAGUAGAUAGCACGUGAUAGAUACAACACACACUUCGCCUUUUAGACUUCGAACAAUUAACCUUUUAGUGUCUUAUUAUAACGUUAUGCCCUCGAAAACUCGUUGGGAAACAACAGUUAGCCUCGUUUACCCUGAAUUUUUACCGCCUUACUGUUUCCGUAACCUCGCAAAUAAAACUUGAACAAGAUUUUUAAAAGUUGUGUGACUGUCGUCCAGCACGUGUCCAGCUCCUCCCACUUUGCCGCUCUUUGUCGAAAUGAUGACAACAUUAUGAUAGCCUCAAUAACUGUCCCUUUAUUUAAUGAUAGUGUUUAGCGUUCCUCCUACGCAGUGCGCAAUCGGCCACACAUAAUGGAGGUGGUAUGAAAAUUAACAAAUAUCUAGAGUAUGCUGGUAUCAUUGAUUCUUUCUGUCUUCUUUUUUUUUUUUGUAUCUGAGCACAAAGUACCGCCGAAUGACCGCAGAGCAUUAUGUUGCCGACGUAAUACAUCAGACAAGACAUCGAAAAGGAAUUCGCAUAUAACAACUGAGCGUGUUGGUUAGGAGAGAAAGAUUUUAAUGACAGGAAAGACAGACUGAUUGUCCUGAGCUGGUGCGCUCUAAUAUGCUACAAUUGCGCUUAUAAUCAGUAGACAGAGAACCACGUAAAUUUCUAACAUGGCACCAUUCGCAACCAGCAAAAUUCGGCCGUUUUUCUUUCCUUCAGCAACGAUGCUAAAUAAGUCCCUAAUUGUUCACAUCCCAACAGGCAAUAAAACCUUGCUUUCCCGACGCCCGAGUUAACAGUGGCAUACCAUAUUAACUCGAAACUCAAAAGUACCCACUUCAUCAAAAGAAGUGAAGGUUGUGCAAGGCGGUUGAGAUCGCGUUACCACAGUACUACAGGUGAUGUAAAGAGUAGGAUGGAUGUAAUGUUUAUUUCGCACUUCACUGUAUAUGCAAUAUCAUAUAUUUAUCCAGUCAACCAAGGGGUAACGAUGCUCAGGUUCGCCUGAUGGCGCUGGCAGGCUGUUUUUUGAUCAUCAUUUCUUGCACUUGCACGCACUGUUGUGAGGGGUGGCACGAACACUAGCCCGCUACAUGUCAGGCAGCCUAUUUACGUCAUCACUUCAGUGACGCAUUCGAAGUUGGAAAGGAAACUGGACCCUUACUGCGUGUGGAACCUACGACUUGACACAAGAUUUUCGAUGCCUGCGUCACUCGGGAUGCGACAGCACCUUCGAUCAAAACACCGGUCUUCCGUUUACCAGAAGUUAUAAUUACAGUAAUUUCCGGAUACAUAUAAGAAAAUGGUUGGCACGAAAGUGAAAUGAUCUCACAACUGUCCAAGUUGUCGUUUCUCUGAUGGAAGUUAUCGCUUCCUUGGGAUCCUCAAGCACAUCAGUCAAUUUGCACUGCCAUUUUACUAAGCCAUCGAAUUGACCAGAGCCAGAUGUUUCCUUACGUUUCCUUCCUCUAUUUUUAAACUUUCCCAAAAGAUGUCUACAGGCUCCCUGGCACGCGUGCUGGAAGUGUUAGCAAAAGGCCCAGAGACAAGAAAGCAAUGGGGAACUUGCGCGAAUGCACACACACACCUGUGACCUAUUUCCGUUAAACCAGCGCUGCGUCCUCGAGAAAUAGUGGGAAGAAAUGCUUCAAGGGGGUGCUUCACAAGCCAUAAAAUCCCUAGACAAUGUAAGAGCAGUGCAAAGAAGCACUCAUCAUCGACGAAAAGCAAGCUGGCAAAGUUCUGCCAGUGAACUCUAUACAAUACCUACGAGAUAGUGUGCGCCAGCAUUGCAUUAAAGCACGGGACCUUUCGACAAAGGAAAAAAAAACAGUGAAAUUAAAGCACAAAAGGUACUAAAGUGAGAUUUCUGGCUUGAGGGGCAGUGCGUGCACGACUAACUGGUAUUCAACUGGCACGCAACUGCCGCACAGUUCUGCGCUCAAGACUUCGAGAAUCACAGCGAGAGAGAAAUUAGAGGGCAAAGGCAGGGAAGUUAAUCAGAAGGAAGGCUUCUGAUCGCUUCUCUACAAUGCUAAGGGUGGAAAAAAGAGCGGAGAGAUUACAGCGAGCUUUGUGUUUUGCCAGAUGCUCCAAUGAGUUAGCGUGCUCUGGAAUCAUUAUUGUCAAAGGUCUUAAUUAAGCGGCUAUAGAAUAGGGUCUGCAUCUCUAAAGUUCUAAACUCGUGUAAAAAAAAAUGACUCGCCAGUUUGGCCCUAUGAAAGUGAAUGUCCAGCGAAGCUGUUGUAAACCGCGACAACUGUUGAGGGGGGGGGGGGGGGGGGGGGGGGUAUGUAACGCUUUAUUGCUCAAUUCUUCCUCAGGCGCAAUUAUUCAGCCACAGGAUGACGUGGACGUGCGCACUUCCCCUGUGCUGGAAUUCCACGGCAAUACGAUCAGCGGCAGCACACCGCCGCCGGUCGUAUUGCCGUUUCGUUUUCCUUUGCCGCUCCUCGUAUUCACGCUGCUGCUCCGGAGUUCUAACUAUGCGUUGCCUACCCAUAGCGGUGCUGCAACAAGAAUAAAAUGCAUUGUUAGGCUGGUGUGUUAUGUAAGCUAGCCUACUGACGUCACUCCCCACGUCGCAAGCUGCCGUCGCCGCGGCAGCUUGUGUAACAGUAAUAUUCAGUGGGAAAUGAAUACGGGGAGCGCUACGGGCUUCGCAUUGUUAGCAAGUGGUUCGGAUGCUUGUUUUGUACUUGCUCUUUAUUGAAACGAAUAUGCUGUACUGUAUGUUGUAUGCGUGAUACCAAAGAAUGUAUGCACUUUUCGCUUCAAUCGCUGACGGUUUUUUUUUUUUUUUCGUGAGGACGACGCCGCGGAAAAUCCCCACUAACUAGAGUUAAAAUAUAUCUCAAGCUCAUUGAGUUUAAGUAGCGGUUUUUUUUUUUUGUCUGCGGGACCUAAUAUCUUCUCCAUCUGCAACUUAUAGUAGGCCGGGUAGUGGAGAGCAACGCAAGGCGUCGUAACAGCCCGGUAUAUCAGCAUCACGUAAAAAGCAUCCAAUACUCACUCCGCUGGUCACGCGGGAUUGUUCCUCCUCCUUUCUUCAUAAUGCUUUUAAUGAAGCAUUUUCAAGUGAACUCUAAUGUCACAUCCAGUGAAACCAGACAAUUGUGGCGUUCGUCUGAAGUGAUGCAACGUAAUGUAUCCUCAUGCCAAGAAGCAACGAAACAAUGCGAACAACUUGAAGGGUAACUUGAAAUCGUCCGACCACAUCGGAUUAAACUGCAGGAAGGAUGCCGAUAGAUUCGCCAAAAAGGCCCUGAACGAAGGAAUUCAAUGUGCGAUGUCUAACCCCCGUAUUCAGAAAUGCAACUUCGCUUCAAGUCCGUGCUUGACUUGAUUUUAGUGACGCCUAUAGUGAACCCGCCGAAGAAACGCAAUGAUCUUCCAGAGCAUUUUCAUGCCAGGCGUCGUUUAAAUCAAGUCAAGCAUGGGCUUCAAGCUAAGUUGCAUUCCUGAAUACGGCGGUAAGUCGGUUAUCCGGAAUAUUAGAAGACAGGUAGGUGUCUACGCACUGUUCCGCGUAGAAGUGGCUCGAGAAUGAUGAAGUGAAAUAAUCAUUGUUAUAUGAAAUUGACCCUCAAAAAGAAUUCAACAUAGAACCAAAUUUCGCGCGACACAUAUAUACAAUAUUUUCGCAGGCUUCGACUGGAAGUAGCAUAGACAAAUAGUUUUCUGUACAGGCCACGCCACUCCACGUCUCCUGAGUAAUGCUAUGGUCUUGAAACUGAGAACGUUUGUAACGUUCUUCUUGAGUGCUGCAAAUACGGUUAAGAAGGAAGAACGCUAGUUAAAAAGCUAGGAAGUUUGAGCAAGCACCCCUUUACAAUGCAAAAAUUACUUGGGCUGUGGUUAGCAAGUCAUCUCCAGCAAAGGCAAACAUAUUGUUAAAAAUGUUUUAGUGGACGCGAGUUACAGAACUGUUAAUGAUAAGUAUGGUCCUGUUCAGUUAUAUAUGAAGUGACGCGUUUAUGCUAUGUGCUGUGAAAGAAACUUGAACAGAGGGAUGUGUCUGGUCCUACAAUCCAUUUAUUACGUGGAUGACUCUUGCGCCAAUGAAUCUAUGGACCACGAAAUGGGUAUAUCAUUCGGGUAGCGGCAUGGACAGAGCGUCAGUGAACUCUCCGUUGCGAUGUUGUUAUCUUUAUUAGCACAUUUCAUGUUUUAUUCGUUUAUUUAUUUUAGCAUUGUCAUGUAUUCCUUUUUUUUAUUUCUUGCUGCAUAACAUAGAGAAAUGGAGUAGCCGAGGUGCUCUUUAUCUCAGUCUCUCCACAGCAACCCCUGUGUACCAAAACAAAAAAGAACUUGUUAGCGUUCCCAACAUCCCAUAAAAAUCCUGCAUUAAAGAAAAAUAAACAAGGGUAAAAUUCGCGAAUUUUUCGUUUGUAAGAACUGUUCGUCGUUUGCCGGUUUCCUUCAAUAUUAUUGGCUGGUGCAUGUUCUUGCGAAACCCUUGAGCCUAGGAAAGAUUUAUGAACACGAGCUCCAAUGCCAGGACUUGGUCGACAACAGUGAAGUGUUGUACAAUUUUCUUUAAUGGCGCCCGAUGGACCCAUGAAUAGCGCCCAUCAUACAUUUGUACGAUGCUCGAGUUUCACUGCCCGCAUUGUUAUGUUUGUCUGUCGACGCUCGUGCGCACCUAUUGCGACGUCGUGUCGGGUUGAUGAUAUAUGCUUCGAUGAAGCGAGAGCGGUUGUGGCCUCUUUUCACCUGAAAAAAAGGUCAGAUUAUGUGCUUGUGAACCACGUUGUCUACUGCACCAUGCAACAGUUUCAAACUUUGGUUCUUAAGUUCCGUGGUACUAAGAGGUUGUAUGUCGCGAAUUACUUUUUCUGGCGACAAGGUGAUCAUGAAUAGGACUUUACCUGUCAGCCCUGACAGCACCUGCAAGAAAUAUACUACAUAUACAUGUUAUUACAGCUCUCAAACCUGUGACGUUGUCUUCUUGACGUUAAUGAAGCGCUGAAGCAAUGACUCCUGCAAUGUUGAACGAACGUGAUUAUAUGUCGCAGCAUACACUGCCAAGACAUUACCGGAUAUUAACGAAGUGGAUGUUCUCGGAGCUCUAUGCACAAUAGCAUACUGUGAGAAAGGUCGCCCGCCGUUUAACGACUCCAUAAGCUAACAUCAUGAUGCGCAGUGUUACUUGGAAGAGUUUCUUGCAAUAGAAGGGCGUGCGCAAUACGAUUGGCCGCCUAAAUCUUUUUGACAACUUGUUUCAAUCCUAGCGUAGAUGCGUUUCCGUGUUAGCCAUGUUUAUGCCGUUGAUAUCAAAUGCCACUUGAGCUACUUAUUUCUGUUAUUUGCUGUUUGUUAGCAACAGAUAUAGAGGAGUAUAUUGGCUACUAAGUGCAUGAAAAGCGUAUUUGUCUUUAGGCUGUACUUUGGCUGAUCUUCCACUGAAAGAAAUCCGCUUGACAAAUAGGCAGUGUAUGGGCAAGCAAGGACUAUUCGUGUCUUUUGAAAAACAAGUGAGGACUUCGUAGGCUCACUGAACACGAAUAGAGUAGGGCAAAUGGUAUGGUCUUUAUGAAUGUUAUCGUUUUGCUUGCGUACUAUCUCGUGCAACUAAAUUAUUCCUUUCGUCAAAUGACCGACAAAAAUUUUAAUACCUAAGCUAGCACAAUGAGUGAAUAUAACACGAAUUUUAUUUCACCCUACGGUAAGGGAAUAACCGGCCUGUUCGUGUACGGGCCCUUCGAGGCUAAGGCUGACAAAAUAACAAAACAAAAAUCAUCGUCGUGUUUUUCGUCAUUCUUCAGGGCCAAACUAUAAUGCAUAGUGAGAAAAACUUGUUUACAAAGGGGGUAAAAACAGAGCAAAGGACAGGACGAAAGCAGUGACGAGGUACACAGCGUUGGGUACAUCGUCUCUGCUUUCGUCAUGUCCGUCAUGCUCUUUUUACUCCCUUCGUCGUGAGCCAACCAACUCAACACACUCAUGCAAAACUUGUUUCGCUAACGUUUCUUGAAAUUGGAUACUUAGUAUGCCACUUAGGGUUUCAUGUUUCUGCGAAAGGAACAGACUGUGUUUAGUGCAUGACUCGUGCGUCUUUCCUGAAUGCACGAGUUAACGAUGCAAACAAUUACUUGGAAGCAGCCACGUUGAUUGUGUGGCUUAACCACGCAUUGUAUACUCUUGCUUUUUUUUUUUUUUGUCUUGUAACGCAACGAUAUUAUCAAAGAAACGGUUUAGGUGAAUCUAACUGAUCUAGCAGACCUACCCCUAAUGUUGAUAUUAGGUUGCGUAAUGCUUCCACGUCUAGUUGCAACAAAACUGGUCGAUCAGCGCGCAUGAGUGAGAAGUGCCAUGAUGGCCAUUUCAGUGAGAGAGCGUUGGUAACUUUGGUUCACACGGUUGACACCAUCGAAUACCGCGAUAAGUGCGGCCUUUUAUGAGUUUGUGUUUUUAAUUACGCUUUCCUGUUAACUCACGUGACUUUCAUUUUCGUAAAUCUUGGGACCACAUACGGACAAACUGGAGGAAAAAGAAGACUCAUGUUGUUACGAAUUAGUGGUUACAACCAGUGUGGUUGGGCCUGUACGUCGGUUCGGAGAAAGAUACCAUUCAAGCUUACGUUCGAAAACUGCGCUUGGUUAAUUCCCAGUUGUGCCGGUUUAGUCGUUCAGAUUGUUUUCACAAAGGCGUUACUCGCAACCGGGCAUGAUUCAAACUUAUCUCUGAAAACGAGGCUGUCUUAUCUGUCCCUGGAAGCCGCGGCCUUCUUGCGUAAUGCAAUGAGCCGCGAACGUAUACCUUGUGCGUUGGGUUACGCUGUUAUCUGUGUUGUUGCUUGUCGCACAAGGAGUGCGCACUCAACGCCGCUGAACUUGUAUGUUGUGAGUGUACUGCUCGACGUGGCAGACUUGUUGGCUUGCCGGAAAGGCCACUACCCCUUUUCGCUUUUCCUGCUGUUCGACUGAUGGCAGGGGUGGGACCGUUCGGGCUUCCUCAUUGAAAUAAAGGCCUUUUUUCCACUGGUUUUAUCAAAC